Diprion similis is the source of this 2352-nucleotide messenger RNA. RefSeq lists its product as uncharacterized. NCBI's taxonomy places the organism in Eukaryota, Metazoa, Arthropoda, Insecta, Hymenoptera, Diprionidae. The record is from RefSeq and is a predicted model, not a curated record. The coding region runs from base 1 to 2352 and encodes 783 amino acids. Gene Ontology annotation, molecular function: catalytic activity. The transcript is spliced from 4 exons.
AUGGUGGCAGACGCGGUCCUUAAUGUUUCUUAUGGUACCAGAAUUGAUAUUAUUAAGGUCUGCCAGACGAACAAAUCAUUUAGAAAUUUUGGCACCCAGCUCCCUAACUAUAAGAACAGACCAAACUGCCCACUGUGCUCCAAGGCGGGACACGGGGAUGCGGCGCAUUUUUCGGGCUCCGGAAGGUGCGCUGUGAACCGAAUUGCGCUGAAGGAGUGCAGGAAGCAGGACAGCAGACAUGCUACUACCACAGAUAGCGAGAUACCACUGAUCCUGUGCGAGCCGUACAGGGUGCGACGAACACAGGAUUGGAUUACGAACGAGACUGAGACAGCAGCUAUCUGGGUGAGGGCCGCCGCCCGAGCCCGGACAGCCGCUCGUGGAGUAAGAGACGACUACGUCUGGGCUAGGGUGGGCGCUGUCACUUGCGUGAGCGUCUACCUGACCCCAAACUGCGCUGCGGCGGAGUUCGUGGCGAAGGUUGCGCUCCUUGAAGACGGACUCAGGGACCUGCCCGGGGACCUCAUGGUCGCGGGGGACUUUAACGCGAGGGCGAUCGAGUGGGGCAUGACUGAGACGAACAGACGCGGACGGCUGCUGCUGGAGAUGGCCGCAAGGCUGGACCUGGUAGUGGCGAACACGGGAAACGUACCGACGUACAGACGGCCGGGAUUUGGAGACUCCAUCCCGGACGUAACGAUGACGACGGACAGGAUCCUGCCACGGGUAGGGCGGUGGCGGGUGUUCGAGGGCUACACGGCCAGCGAUCAUCAGUACAUCGUCUUCGAAGUGGCAGAAGAGACGACGACGACACGGACGGGGAUCCAGCACCCCCCGCGGUGGAACGUAGACAAACUCGACGCGCACAAGCUUUCGGUGGAACUGGCGAAAGCGCCGGCCCCGAUUACCGACGUUCCCCCAGAGCUGACUGGCCGGCAAAGGGCGGAAAGACUGGCAGACGAGACGACCAAACUGACGACACGGCUGUGCAAUAGCACAAUGCCGAAACGACGGUACGGACGUAACAGACAGCCACAGUACUGGUGGACCGACGGAAUAGCCGAGCUGCGGAAGAGCUGCUUGGUGAAACGAAGACGGGUGACUAGGGCUGGCGAGAACCGAAAGGGAAACCCGCCAGGCCGAGUACAAGACGGCACGGAAACAACUGACGGACGCCAUCAGGGACAGCUGGGGGCCCGGAUCCCGCCAGAACUCAAGGAUGCUGAAACCGCACGACGGAUCAUAGACGGACUGUUUCCGACGCACCCGACGCGGACAGACGCGACGAACGGUGAUGAGACGGCGCCGUCCCCCGUCUUUACUGCUGAGGAGCUCGUCGGAGCGGCCAGGGCAAUGAAGAUGGGUAAGGCGCCAGGACCGGACGGGGUACCGGCGGAGGUUCUUUGGCUGAUGGGACUUUCAGCGACCGGUGAAAGACGGCAAAGCUGGUCCUUAUCCCUAAGGGGUAAGGGCGACCCCAGCGCACCGUCGGCCUACCGGCCGUUGAGCUUACUAGACACGACGGGGAAACUUUUCGAACAGUUACUGCGACCACGACUGACGGACGCAAUACAGAAAGGAGGAGGACUAUCAGACCGACAGUUUGGCUUCCGGAGGGGUCGAUCGACGAUCGGAGCGAUCCAGGAGGUGGUUGACUCCUUCCGGGAGACAGGCAGACACUGCCACGCAGCACGACCUAUCGUGCUGCUGGCGACACUGGACGUCAGGAACACCUUCAACUCGGCCAGGUGGGUGGACAUCUUGGAGUCGCUGAGAGGCGACUUCGGGGUCCCGCCUUACCUGCUCCGGGUUGUGGAAGACUACCUUUGGAACAGACGACUGACGUACGGAACGACCGAAGGUCAAGUGACGCGACAGAUCACCGCGGGGGUCGCCCAAGGAUCCAUACUGGGACCUGACUUUUGGAACGGGAUCUACGACAGCCUGCUGAGACUGGAGCUCCCGCUCGGCGUUCGCCUAGUCACUUACGCUGACGAUGUGGCGGCGGUGAUAGUUGAGCGCACUCCAGACUUGGCACAAUACGUAAUAAACCAGACGAUGAGACGAGUCGGACGGUGGAUGACUGACCACGGACUGCAACUCGCGACGGAAAAGACAGAACUGGUGCUUUUCACCAGAAGACGCAUACCGACCACACUACGCAUGACGGUUGGGACGGACAAGAUCGAGACCAGAGGGGAAGUCAAGUACCUGGGGGUGACCCUGGAUACGAAGAUGACCUUCUGGCCUCACAUACAACGGACAGCUCAGAGGGCGGCCGAAAGGAUAGCAUCCCCAAGCCGCCUGAGGGCAAACACGAACGGACCGAGACCGGGGAAACGGGGACUUUGA